Molecule: messenger RNA, 2748 nt
Organism: Gavialis gangeticus (Gharial)
Lineage: Eukaryota; Metazoa; Chordata; Crocodylia; Gavialidae
Gene: CRACR2A
Product: calcium release activated channel regulator 2A
Exons: 18
Coding region: 172-2277 (701 amino acids)
Molecular function (GO): GTP binding; GTPase activity; calcium ion binding
Source: RefSeq, a predicted model, not a curated record
GACGGGCACUGCCUGGGCACCCGCUUACUGGGUCUCGCUGAAAGAGCGGCUGCAGUGUCAGACCCGGGAGGUAACCCGGGAAUUGGGUGAGAGGUUUUGGAUCAGAGUUUGAGAGUGAAUGGGAUGGCGACAUCCUAAACUACUUCUGUGACCAGACCUGCAAGGGACAGAAUGGAGGGAGACUGUGCUGGUCCUCAGCCACCAGGCAAUGUGGACUGGAGUGGUACAGGAGGCCAAGACCCAGGACAACUAGAUAUGUUGGAGAAAGCACAUGAGUUCUUUCAGACUUGUGAUGUGGAGGGCAAAGGCUUCAUCACUCGUCAUGACAUGCAGAGACUUCAUGGGGAGUUGCCUCUUAGUCUAGAAGAGCUGGAGAAAGUUUUUGAUACCCUGGAUGCUGAUGGCAAUGGUUCACUUACCCCGGAGGAGUUCACUACAGGAUUCAGCCAAUUUCUGUUGAGGCAGAUGGUCUCAAGGAAUGAAGCUCCUGGGCCAGAAAAUGAAAAUGACUUUCCAUCCAAGUGGGAGGAGAACUUUGCUGAUGGGGGUGAUGAUGAAGACCACCAGUUCUCAAACCUAAUGGCUCAACUCGGGGCUAGGAGGAACUUAGAAGACGAGAGUGAUGUGAAGCAACUUUGGUUACAGCUCAGAAAAGAGGAGCCUCAUUUACUUUCCAAUUUUGAAGAGUUUCUGGCCAGAGUUUUCUCCCAGCUCCAAGAAGCUGAUAAUGAAAAGAAUGAAUUGGAAUCUGCCCUGAAAAAGAAAAUUGCUGCUUAUGAUGAAGAAAUUCAGCAGCUCUAUGAAGAAAUGGAGCAGCAAAUCAAAAAGGAGAAGGAACAGUUUCUCCUGAAAGACACGGAGAGAUUUCAGUCCCGCAGUCAAGACCUGGAACACAAACUCCUAUCAAAAGAACAAGAAUUGGAACAACUGAUUCAAAAACAGAAAAGGUUGGAGGGGCAGUGUAAGGAGCUACACAAUGACAAGCAAGAGACCAAAGUGGAGAACACCAAGCUGAAGCUAACAAAUAAGGAGCUGCUGCGGGAUCUGGAGAGAACUUCUCAGGAGUUAACCAUCGCCCAGCAACAGUUACAGAUGCUUCAGGAGGAGGCUUCAAAACUGCAGGAAGAAAAAGAAGUGGAGGUGUACAGAGUGACAGAAACCUUACGGAGAGAGAAGUCAGGACUCCUUAAACAGCUGGACUUCUUAAGAGAAAGGAACAAGCAUCUGAAAGAUGAACGUGACAUGUGCUUACAGAAAUAUAAAACAAGUACUCCAAAUGCCAACUGGAAGCAAAGAUCUGGAUCUGUCAUUGGGAAAUAUGUAGAGGGAAAGGUACUGGCUAAAAGCCAGUCCAUUGAAGAAGAAGAUGUUUUUGGUAACUCCACAAGAAGAAGGAAUUCUGUUGGCUUGAAUGGAUGUAUUUCUGUAGAGUCUGACCACUGUACUGGAGAAAUGACUCAAGCUAAACAUCUCCAGAGAAUCAUAUCAAUUGAAGAAGAUCACCUACCCCAGCUUUUGGAUAGGCCGCUUGAGAAACAGUUAAGCAAAUGGACAGAAGAAGAUGAAGAUGUGUCCUCAGAGAAGGAAAUGGAUGAGACGCAGCCGACACCAUCUUCUCAGCAUAUGCCAUCAUCACCCAGAGGGCAGCCAGUGGGAAAAGAAAUGUUGUCACAUGAGGAACGGAGGAUACCUACUGUCCCUGAUAGCUUAUUCAAGAUUGUUUUUGUGGGCAAUUCAAGUGUAGGAAAGACUUCAUUUUUAAGGCGAUUCUGCGAAGACCGAUUUUUCCCAGGCACGUCUGCUACUGUAGGUGUAGAUUACUGUGUGAAAACAGUAACUGUGGAUAACAGCCAAGUGGCCCUGCAACUCUGGGACACUGCUGGGCAGGAACGGUACCGCAGUAUUACCAAGCAGUUUUUCAGAAAAGCCGAUGGUGUCGUUGUGAUGUAUGACAUAACAGCAAAAGACACAUUCAUAUCCGUCAAACAGUGGCUUGUGAGCAUUGAGGAGGCAGCUGGGGAGAAUAUACCUCUUCUUUUGCUGGGUAACAAAACCGAUAAUGAAAAAGAGCGAGAAGUCCCCAGUGGACUAGGAGGACAUCUAGCCAAGGAUUACAAUUUAAUUUUUUAUGAAUGCAGUGCCUAUUCUGGUCACAAUACCAAAGAGUCUGUGCUUCACUUGGCAAGACUGUUAAAGGAGCAAGAAGAUAAAGUGAAAGAAAGAACAGUUCAACUGCAGCAUGACUCAAAUAAAAAGUCUUGUUGUGGUAGGCAGUAAAAGGCUGGAUCCUGUUGGACAAAAAUCACAUAUCUGUAUCACACUACAGUACAUCAUCAGAUCUGUCUUGUGCUCCAAAUAUGGCUCACGCUGUGUUGUAAAGGUAGCAGCAGAAGAACUUAAAGAAUGUAGUACACUCCUGCCUUCACUCCUUUUGCAAAAAGAUGUGAGGGUCUUAGUUAGGAUUACAUAGACAAAAGUAUGUAAGGCAGUGACACUCAUUGUCCUGUGUUUGCACAACUUUUAGCACCAUGGAUACCUCAUCCAUGUUUGGCUACUAGAGGUUACUGCAAUACAAAUAAUAGAUAAGAAUAAUAAUAACAAAUCUACUUACAAUAAAAAGUGAAUUCUCACAGGGCUGAUCCUGUAGACUAGUGGUUCUGAACCUUUUUAAGACUUGAAGCACCACUCAAUAGACUUGAGUUACCCUUUGGAAAAUGCUACCUCUUAGUUUUCACUCUUUCUAUGGUC